Helianthus annuus (common sunflower) is the source of this 2410-nucleotide messenger RNA. RefSeq lists its product as uncharacterized. The record is from RefSeq and is a predicted model, not a curated record. NCBI's taxonomy places the organism in Eukaryota, Viridiplantae, Streptophyta, Magnoliopsida, Asterales, Asteraceae. The transcript has 4 exons. Bases 449 to 2239 code for a protein of 596 amino acids.
AUUCACGCGUCUUCUCUCUCUCUCUCUCUCUCUCUGACAUUACUGCAAGAGUUCAAAGUGAAUUCACCCCCUUAAAUUACUCUCACCUCCUUUCACACACACAAUCACACCACUUUGGCACUUUUUACUGAAUUCUUUCUUGGGACCGUUGGGUUUUUAUAAAAAGUCAAAUCUUUAUCAGUGUUCUUCGAGUUUUCUGUCCAAAAACCUUCAGUUGCAGUGCUAAACUUAGUGUUUCUUGGUGCGCCGAUCGAUACACAUUCUUCUUCUUCGAAGAACCCAUCGGCAUUUUCACCCCCCGUUGUUUUGAAGUGAUAUUCUUGAUGGGUUUGUGAGAAAUGUUAGAGAUACUUUCUUAUUUUCACGUCCGGUUUGUGUUGAUUUGGCGGAUUCAACUCGAUUAAAAUCGGCUUCAAUUUGUAGUUUUGUCGACAUUAAAUUACACAAAAUGGGCGACCCAAUCUCAGCACGGUCAAAACAUGGUCAAACGUUGAGAAGCAAAUUUGAAUUGGAGAACCGUCGUCUGUCGUAUACUGAUUUUCAUUAUCAAGAGGUGAAGGCGCGACUACAGACAGCAGCAUCACCUUCAAAUCAAACGGAAGUUGGAAAUAGAGAUGAGAUAGUUCGGCAUAUGUCGAAUUUGCCGAGUUAUCUCGAAACAAGAAAAGAUACCUCAGAUAAAGCGUUGAAUUUUGGCGUAAUGGAUUGGGGGAAGUUGCAAAAAUGGCAAUAUCAGCAUGUUUAUAAAUGUUCACCGUCUAGCAGUUAUUCUUCCCCGUUAACUUUAACCGCAAGGUCAACUCCCCAGUCAACCGUAGGUCAAAGAUAUUCUUAUUCUGAUCAAAGACCUCCCAGGGUAACCUUACAAUCUUAUUUUAACGCAUCUUCGUCUGAUACGGGAAAUUAUACGAGCAGUGCAGUGUCUUCGAAAGGAAAGAUGAAGAUCGAAGAUCCGUUUCAUAGAACACGGGAUGUUGAUGAGAUCGAAAGGCGAAAAACAAUCGUUUGUUCGCCUAUGGUAUCUCACGUAAACAGUGAAACGGAUGUAAAAAGCCGUUCGUACCAAAAAAGCAACACCUUUGAAGUAAAAAGACCGCCUUUUUCUUCGAAAAAAUCGGAUCUUAAUACGGGUAAUGUUACUGCUAGUAAACUGAGAAAUAUGUCUCCAAUUCGGCGAUUUGGUUUUGGCAAUACGAAAAGAACCGAAUCGCCCGUUUCUCAAAGAACAACUACUGAUAAUAACAAUACACGUGUCUCUACACGUUCUCAGUCAAGUCCAUUAAGACGGAUAUUUGAGCCACUCUUCCAUCUAAAGGCAACAAAUUCCCGACAAUGUAUGGAAGAAGAUUCAAAAGUGAAAGCAAUUUCAAAAUUGGAUCCAAGAAACGACACAUGUGAACCGACAUCAACAAGACAAGCGCUUUUUCAGUCAGUUGUAAAGAACGGCCGGCCUCUGUUCACGUUUGCAAUCGAAAACAAUAACAACGUACUUGCAGCCACUGUGCGGGAUUUAAGUUCUUCCGGGAAAGAUAACAGCAGCCAUUGGAUCUAUACGUUCUUCACCGUUGAUGAAAUCAAGAAAAAGAACUGGUUAUCUAAUAGCAGAAAAGACAAAGGACAUGGUUAUGCCCCGAAUGUAACGGCUCAAAUGACGGUUACCAAUCGUUCGAUUUAUAAUUCUGACACUAGGGAGUUCUCUUUGUUUCGUGUGAACCCGUAUGAUGAACAUGCAGCAAUUGUUGUGAAGUUUUCAAGAAAUGUGGAGAAUGAAGAGGAUCAGGAACGGUUUAGCACAACGGUGAUUCUACCUGGCGGAAAUCAUGGUGUGGCAAGUAACGGUAAACCUUCGCCGUUAACUGACAGAUGGCGAUCUGGAGGUAUAUGUGACUGUGGCGGUUGGGAUUUGGGCUGCAGGUUGAGAACGUUAACAAAUCAGGUGCAGUCUAGCGGAAGAUCAAACUCACCCAACGGCCAGUUUGAGCUUUUCUUUCAGGGGGAUGUGAUGAACAAUCAACAUUUCUUCAACCUUUGUCCAAUUAAAGAAGGGAUUUUCUCUGUUGAAUAUAAUUCAUCUGUGUCACCGUUACAAGCGUUCGCCAUUUGUAUAUCAGUUGUGGAAUGCAGAAAAUCGUCUCAGCAUCAAGAAUCCACAACGUAUGUUGCCAAACGAGUGACAAACGACCCGAAUUCAGUACGUUUUGCUUCGUUUCCACCUCUUUCACCUGUUGGAAGGGUUUAAAAUGGAAUUAUUGUCUUUUUUUAUAUAUAAUCUAGUAAAAUAGUGUAGCCAGUUUGAUAUAGGUAGGAGGAUAUAAGACAGUAGAAAAAAUGUAUCUACUGGUGUAGAAAUAUUCUGAUAACAUAUGAUAUGAUUUCGUUCGUUAGUUUGCGAUAAGUAUCUUUAGUUCAA